Messenger RNA from Penicillium cinerascens, 1206 nucleotides. RefSeq names its product zinc finger HIT domain-containing protein. Gene Ontology annotation, cellular component: pre-snoRNP complex; nucleus. The record is from RefSeq and is a predicted model, not a curated record. Gene Ontology annotation, biological process: snoRNA localization; box C/D snoRNP assembly; maturation of LSU-rRNA from tricistronic rRNA transcript (SSU-rRNA, 5.8S rRNA, LSU-rRNA). Bases 1 to 1206 code for a protein of 401 amino acids. NCBI's taxonomy places the organism in Eukaryota, Fungi, Ascomycota, Eurotiomycetes, Eurotiales, Aspergillaceae. The transcript has 3 exons.
AUGGACGACCCAGAUCCUUUACUGAGUGAGCUCUGCUCGAUAUGUCACAUCAACCCGCCAAAAUAUCGCUGUCCGCGCUGUUCAACGCGAACCUGCUCCCUCCCCUGCACAAGACGCCACAAGCUCUGGUCACAGUGCUCCGGAGUGCGCGACCCGGCAGCCUACCUCAAGCGCAGCGAACUAGCCACCCCAUCGGCAUUUGACCGCGAUUUCAACUUCAUCUCGGGCAUUGAGCGCUCGCUGGAGCGCGCGGACAGAGAUGCUGAGAACCGGGGCAUUGAGCUUCCACGCGGGGCCGCUGCAGAGGCCGUGGAUGCGGAGGAAGCACCCGAAGCCGGUGCUGGGCGCAAAAGGAAACAUCCCGGGCAAGGUCUUGUUAAGGGCGAAGCUGGAUUCUUGCGCGGCGCGGAGGCUGGCGCGGUGAAGGUUAUGCGAGCGCCAAGGGGGAUGACGAGGAAUAAGCAGAAUACUUCAAGGUGGCAUCCUAAACACAAGUGUCUUAGUUGGACAGUGGAAUGGAUACCGACUUCUGGCGAGAAAAUGGUCUGCAAUAGCCUUGAGACGCGCACUCUGGCCCAGGCAUACGAUGGUGUCUAUCCUCUGCCAAAGGAAGAGAGGCCCAAUUGGGAUCCAACCAGAGAAGCCAAAGGCGAGCAGCAGAACGCCAUCUCUACAGUGGAUGGGCAGACAGACGCCGCCACUUAUAAUGCUAGCGCUACAACGAGCGAACCCACGGGCACAAAUGCCGAGAAAUUACAACGCUCAGAACCAGCCGAGGCAUCUACAGACCCAAUUGAAGAAAAAGCACUCAACUCUCCCAUCAGCCCCCAUCGCGGCGUCUACUUCUACCUCCACCGGCCCCGAACAACAACCAAGAAGCCAGUCCUGAUCCCUUUACCGCCACAAAUAACAUUGGCAAAUGCCCUGCGCGAACGCACAGUCUUGGAGUUCCCUACCAUCUACGUGUUACCCGACUCCGCGGAAACCCUAGGCGCCGCUGAGGAUACAUCCCAGUUCACCUUGGAAGAGGAAUAUCUACGAACAGCCGCACCCGAGGAGACAGCAGAGUCAGAGAACGAGAGUACGGGAAUAGACAAUGAUGCGGGUCUGCCUGGCGCAAAAGACAUAGGAAAUGUGGAUGAGCAGAAAGUGCUGGAGGUAUUAAAGCAGGAUCUAUUCGAGCCUGUGCCUGAGGAACAGGUAUAG